Hevea brasiliensis (rubber tree) is the source of this 2181-nucleotide messenger RNA. Its product is annotated as pentatricopeptide repeat-containing protein At1g03560, mitochondrial. The transcript is spliced from 2 exons. The record is from RefSeq and is a predicted model, not a curated record. NCBI's taxonomy places the organism in Eukaryota, Viridiplantae, Streptophyta, Magnoliopsida, Malpighiales, Euphorbiaceae. Bases 32 to 1987 code for a protein of 651 amino acids. Gene Ontology annotation, molecular function: protein binding.
GUUUAUUGUACGUACACCACCAAAAGCCCUGAUGAGAAGAGUCCUCUGUAGAUCUCCUUCGCCUAUCUCUGCAAUUCUACACUUGUCUCAAACUCCUCUUCACUGCAACAAUGGUGGGUCUUUGCCAAAGUUGGGUCCUACUCCCAGCUUCACCUCAACUUUCAGGUGGGUUUUCAUGUGCAAUUCUCUUCCUCCUCCAGAAUGGAUAGACCCCUUCAUUGACCUGUCUGAUGUAGCCUCAAGAAACUAUCAAGACCUUAAGCCCUCUCCGUGGGUCCACCAAAUCAUUAGUCUCUUAGAUGGGUCUUCGAAUAUGGAAUCCAAUCUGGAUUUUUUUUGCCACAAGUUCUUGAUCAAGUUGUCGCCAAGUUUUGUCUCGUUUGUUUUGAGGUCGACGGAGGUACAGGGAAAUCCUGAUGUUGCUUGGAGGUUCUUCAUAUGGGCUGGUAAGCAAAAGAAGUACACUCAUAACCUUGAAGCUUAUGUUUCUUUGAUCGACGCUUUCGCUGCGCAUGGUUAUUUGGAUAGAGUUAAGUUUGUAUUUAGUAUGUUCAGAGAAACAGGGUUCUUAAUGACUGUUCACCCGUCGAAUUCUUUGAUUAAGAGCUUUGGGAGUUUAGGGAUGGUAGAGGAGCUAUUAUGGGUGUGGCGUAAAAUGAAGGAAAAUGGGAUUGAACCAAGUUUAUUCACUUAUAACUUUUUGGUUAAUGGUUUGAUUAAUUCCAAGUUUAUUGAAUCCGCUGAACGGGUUUUUGAGGUUAUGGAGAAUGGAAAAAUUGGGCCAGAUGUUGUUACAUAUAAUACAAUGAUUAAAGGGUACUGUGAGGUGGGGAAAACCCAGAAAGCUUUUAAGAAACUAAGAGCUAUGGAGCUAAGAAAUGUGGCACCUGAUAAGAUUACUUAUAUGACUUUGAUUCAGGCCUGUUAUGCAGAGGGAAAUUUUGAUUCGUGUUUAGGUCUAUAUCAUGAAAUGGAUGAGAAGUGCUUGGAAAUUCCAUCACAUGUGUUUAGUUUAGUGAUUGGAGGACUAUGUAAAGAGGGCAAACAUGUAGAAGGAUAUGCUAUUUUUGAAAAUAUGAUUGAGAAGGGAUGCAAAGCAAAUGUGGCAAUGUAUACAGCUCUGAUCGAUUCAAAUGCAAAAUGUGGUAAUAUGAGAGAAGCUAUGUUGCUUUUUGAGAGGAUGAAAAAAGAAGGGCUUGAACCAGAUGAAGUUACUUAUGGGGUCAUUGUUAAUGGCUUGUGUAAGAGUGGGAGAGUGGAUGAGGCUAUGGACUAUAUGGAGUUUUGCGGAGGCAAUGGUGUAGCAGUCAAUGCCAUGUUUUAUUCUAGUCUCAUUGAUGGUUUAGGGAAGCUUGGGAGAGUGGAUGAAGCUGAGAAACUUUUUGAAGAGAUGGUCCGGAAAGGAUGCCCUCCAGAUUCAUAUUGUUAUAAUGCGCUUAUUGAUGCCCUUGCUAAGUGUGGCAAGAUUGAUGAAGCAUUAGCAGUCCUUAAGAGAAUGGAAGUGGAAGGCUGUGAUCAUACAGUUUACACGUUCACAAUAAUCAUAAGUGGGUUAUUCAGAGAACACAGAAAUGAAGAGGCGUUGAAGAUGUGGGAUGUAAUGAUUGAUAAGGGUAUCACACCAACUGCCGCUGCUUUCAGGGCUCUAUCAAUUGGGCUCUGUUUAUCUGGUAAGGUGGCCAGAGCUUGUAAGAUUUUGGAUGAGCUGGCACCGAUGGGUGUUAUUCCUGAGACAGCUUUUGAGGAUAUGCUCAAUAUUCUGUGCAAAGCUGGCCGUGUGAAGGAGGCUUGCAAGUUGGCUGAUGGGAUCGUUGAUAGGGGCAGAGAAAUACCAGGAAGAGUUCGCACUGUUCUAAUCAAUGCCUUGAGGAAAGCAGGCAAUGAGGACUUGGCCUUGAAGUUGAUGCACAGUAAGAUAGGCAUUGGGUAUGAUAGAAUGGGUAGUGUUAAGAGGAGAGUAAAGUUUCGGAUUCUUCUUGAAAGUUGAUCUUCAGCCAUAUUUCCAUACAACAACAGGCAUGCCUCUCCUUGUGAUUGGAUUUAGGGACCUACAAAUAUUGCAACACACAAUUUGGUUGCAAUGUCCUGCAGCAAUAAACUUCCAAAGCUAGCUCUACCUAAAUGGCGGAUUGUGCAUGAUUGAUUUCAAGCCAGUCAACAUUAACUCUCUUGCUACAUUCA